GCGCGAGCCUGAAGGGCUCACAGGGACGGAGAGACGGCGGCCACAGCGGCCAGGACGUCAGCGGAGGCGGUUGGGGGAGGGGCGAGUUUGAGCCUAACCGCCGCGUCGAACGGCCGGCGCGCGCUUCACGCAGGCGCAGCACGUCCCGCGUCGCGCGCUGACGUACAGAGCCGCCGUUUGUGAGCUCGCGGGAGGCGCGGCCCACACGAAAGGCGCGGCCUUGCGGCGAGCUCUCCGUUGUGGGCGGGAUCAGGGCGGGCAGUAAGAGAGACCCGGCCCAAUGGAAAAGAAGACCUCGGGCACCCGCGGCGCCACAGGUCGCCGGGAAUUUGGCGGCGGGAGCCAAGGGCGGAGUUUGAGAAAGGGGCUGCGCUCAAACGUCGUCAGGGGUGAAGCCUCCCCGACCAUGACCUCUACCGGCCAGGAUUCCACCACAACCAGGCAGCGAAGGAGUAGGCACAACCCCCACUCCCCCCCCCACGACUCCAGCGUCGCCUCGAAGAGGAGUGUUAAGAAGGGUGCCACACUCCGCGCCAGCCCUAAUCUAGCGGAGGUAAAGAAGAAAGGCAGAAUGAAGAAGCUCAGCCAAGCAGCCGACCAAGACCUAAUCAUGGGGCUGCAAGGGCUGGAUCUGAACCUUGAGGCCAAGACGCUGUCUGGCACUGGCUUGGUGUUCGAUGAGCAGCUAAAUGAAUUUCAUUGCCUCUGGGAUGACAGCUUCCCUGAAGGCCCUGAGCGGCUCCAUGCCAUCAAGGAGCAGCUGAUCCGGGAGGGCCUCUUGGACCGCUGUGUGUCCUUUCAGGCCCGGUUCGCCGAAAAGGAGGAGCUGAUGUUGGUUCACAGCCUAGAAUAUAUUGAUCUGAUGGAGACGACCCAAUACAUGAAUGAAAGGGAACUCCGCAUCCUAGCAGACACCUAUGACUCAGUUUAUCUGCAUCCGAACUCAUACACCUGUGCCUGCCUGGCCUCAGGCUCUGUCCUCAGGCUGGUGGAUGCUGUCCUGGGGGCCGAGAUCCGGAAUGGCAUGGCCAUCAUCAGGCCUCCUGGACACCAUGCCCAGCACAGUCUUAUGGAUGGGUAUUGCAUGUUCAACCAUGUGGCCGUGGCUGCCCGCUACGCUCAACAGAAGCAUGAAAUUCAGAGGAUCCUUAUCGUGGAUUGGGAUGUACACCAUGGUCAAGGAACACAGUUCACCUUUGACCAGGACCCCAGCGUCCUCUAUUUCUCCAUCCACCGCUAUGAGCAGGGUCGGUUCUGGCCCCACCUUAAGGCCUCUGACUGGUCCACCAUAGGUUUUGGCCAAGGCCGGGGAUACACCAUCAAUGUGCCUUGGAACCAGGUGGGCAUGCGAGAUGCCGACUACAUUGCUGCUUUCCUGCACAUCCUGCUGCCAGUCGCCCUGGAGUUCCAGCCGCAGCUAGUCCUGGUGGCUGCUGGAUUUGAUGCCCUCCAAGGGGACCCCAAGGGUGAGAUGGCUGCCACUCCAGCAGGGUUCGCCCACCUGACCCACCUGCUCAUGGGUCUGGCAGGAGGCAAGCUGAUCCUGUCUCUGGAGGGUGGCUACAACCUCCGCUCUCUGGCUGAGGGUGUCAGCGCCUCGCUCCACACCCUUCUGGGAGAUCCUUGCCCCAUGCUGGAAUCCCCUGGUGCCCCCUGCCUGAGUGCCCAGGCAUCACUCUCCUGCACUCUGGAAGCCCUGGAGCCCUUCUGGGAGGUCCUUGUGAGAUCAGUUGAGACCAUGGAGGAGGACAUUGUGGAGGGGGACAACGUGGAGGAGAAAGAGGAGGGACCAUGGCAGCCCCCUGCGCUCCCAGUCCUGACGUGGCCUGUGCUGCAGGCUCGCACCGGGCUGGUCUAUGACCAGCGGAUGAUGGGUCACUACAACUUGUGGGACAGCCAUCACCCCGAGAUGCCUCAGCGUGUCUCACGGAUCAUGCGCCGUCUGGAGGAGCUGCACCUUGCCGAGCGCUGCCUUACCCUGCCCGCACGUCCCGCCACAGAUGCUGAGCUUCUUACCUGCCACAGUGCUGAAUAUGUGGGUCGUCUACGGGCCACGGAGAAGAUGAAAACCCGGGAGCUGCACCGUGAGGGCGCCAACUUUGACUCCAUCUACAUCUGCCCCAGCACCUUCGCCUGCGCGCAGCUGGCCACUGGCGCUGUGUGCCGCCUGGUGGAGGCUGUGCUGGCGGGAGAGGUUUUGAAUGGUAUUGCUGUGGUGCGUCCCCCGGGACACCACGCAGAGCAGGAUGCCGCUUGUGGUUUCUGCUUUUUCAACUCUGUAGCUGUGGCUGCUCGCCAUGCCCAGGCCAUCAGUGGGCAUGCACUGCGGAUCCUGAUCGUAGACUGGGACGUCCAUCACGGUAAUGGAACUCAGCACAUAUUUGAGGAGGACCCCAGCGUGCUGUACAUUUCCCUGCACCGCUAUGAUCACGGUACCUUCUUCCCCCUGGGGGAUGAGGGCGCCAGCAGCCAGAUGGGCCGGGCUGCAGGCACAGGCUUCACUGUCAAUGUGACCUGGAACGGGCCCCGCAUGGGUGACACUGACUACCUGGCUGCCUGGCAUCGCCUGGUGCUUCCCAUUGCCUAUGAGUUUAACCCAGAACUGGUGCUAGUCUCAGCUGGCUUUGACGCUGCACGGGGUGACCCACUGGGUGGUUGCCAGGUGUCGCCUGAGGGCUAUGCCCACCUCACCCACCUGCUGAUGGGCCUUGCCAAUGGCCACAUUAUCCUAAUCCUAGAGGGUGGCUAUAAUCUGACAUCCAUCUCAGAGUCCAUGGCCGCUUGCACCCGCUCCCUCCUUGGGGACCCACCACCUCUGCUGACCCUGACACGGCCCCCACUAGCAGGGGCCCUGGCCUCCAUCACUGAGACCAUCCAAGUCCAUCGCAGAUACUGGCGCAGCUUGCAGAUCACAAAGGUCGAAGACAAGGAGGGACCAUCCAGUUCUUUGUUGAUCACCAAGAAGGCACCCCAACCAGCCAAUCCUGGGUCAGCCAAGGAGAUGAUCACACCAGAAGGGAACAUUCUGGAUGCAGGCAGGGGGAAGGCCACCUCAGUAUCAUCUGUAGAAGAGUCUACUGCAGGCCAGACUAAGUCAGAGACAGCUGUGGUGGAGCUCACUCAGGACAAGUCCUUGGAGGCAGCCACAGAGGAAGCCACGCUGGACCAGACCACCUCAGAGACAGCCACAGGGGAAGCCACGCUGGCCCAGACCACCUCAGAAAUGGCCACAGGGGAUGCCACGCUGGACCAGACCACCUCAGAGAUAGCCACGGGGGAAGCCAAGCUAGACCAGGCCACCUCAGAGACAGCCAUGGGGGGAGCCACGCUGGACCAGACCACCUUGGGGGCAAACCCAGGAGUAGCCACAGUGGACCAGACCACCUCAGAGACAACCACAGGAGUAACCACGCUGGAUCAGACCACCUCAGAGGCUGUCAGGGGAGCUGAGCUGAUCCAAGUCCCUCCAGCCUCAAGCACUGACAACCAGACUCCCCCAGCCUCACCUGUGGAAGGAGACCCACCCCACAUAUCCCCUAGUAAGCUGAUUGGGAAUCUCAGGACCUUGGAACUAGACAACGAGGCUCAGGAGGCACCAGAAUCUCAGAGCCCUGAAGAGGAGAGACUACUAGGAGAGGCAACUGGAGGUCAAGACAUGGAUGAUUUAGUGCUGAUGCAGAGCUUUGGGGACAAUGCCGACACUGACCAGGCCAUGUUUUAUGCCGUGACACCACUGCCCUGGUGUCCUCAUUUGGUGGCAGUAAGCCCCGUACCUGACACAGGCCUGGACGUGACCCAACCUUGUCAGGACUGUGGAGCACUCCAGGAGAACUGGGUGUGUCUGUCUUGCCAUCAGGUCUACUGUGGUCGUUACAUCAAUGCCCAUAUGCUCCAACACCAUGAAGGCUCAGGACACCCUCUGGUCCUCAGCUACGUCGACCUGUCUACCUGGUGUUACUACUGUCAGGCUUAUGUCCACCACCAGGCUCUCCUAGAUGCGAAGAACGUCGCCCACCAGAACAAGUUUGGGGAGGGCAUGCCCCACUCACACUAAAUCCCAGGACGUGCUCCUCUUCUCCACCUUCUGAGGCCCAGGAUAGACUGGCCUUAGUUCAUCCAAGCUGUACCGUGGAUGAGGGGCAGCUUCACUCCAUCCCAUCCUGGGACCCUUUACAACUCCCCAAGGGUGCUGAUUUAAGUAUAAAUACUUAUAAGAGGACUGUGAUAAUCAAUUGUGGAUCUACCCCUGCCCACAGCCUGCUCAAGGGACUCUAUCUACUCUGCCCCAGAAGGACAGGGGGGCAGCUCAGUGGCCCCAGGAGGUACUUUGGAGAGAGGGGGGGGUCAACUGGCAGGUAUGGCGGGGUUGCAUAUGUAAUAAAGUACAAGCUGUUACAAAACCUGGA
This is a messenger RNA of Equus quagga, 4406 nucleotides long. RefSeq names its product histone deacetylase 6 (gene HDAC6). NCBI's taxonomy places the organism in Eukaryota, Metazoa, Chordata, Mammalia, Perissodactyla, Equidae. The coding region runs from base 281 to 4054 and encodes 1257 amino acids. Gene Ontology annotation, cellular component: histone deacetylase complex. Gene Ontology annotation, molecular function: histone deacetylase activity; zinc ion binding. The transcript has 29 exons. The record is from RefSeq and is a predicted model, not a curated record. Gene Ontology annotation, biological process: chromatin organization.